Molecule: messenger RNA, 1794 nt
Organism: Fusarium keratoplasticum
Lineage: Eukaryota; Fungi; Ascomycota; Sordariomycetes; Hypocreales; Nectriaceae
Product: Methyltranfer-dom domain-containing protein
Exons: 1
Coding region: 1-1794 (597 amino acids)
Source: RefSeq, a predicted model, not a curated record
AUGAUACCUGAAAAGCCCCUGCCAUUCAAUGGCGACUUUGCUUCUCCCGAGGAGUACAUCGAUGAACUCCUCAAGUUCUCAAGGACCUCGGAGACUUUCCAAAUUCUCUGUGGUGGUGUUCACAUCCUCGACUUCUUCACCAUCGAACCUGGCCUCUUCCACUACGCCAUACCCAAGGAGUGGCAUCCCUUCAUCUUGUCAUGCAGUCUCAUGGACCUCCUGGAUCUCCUCAUGCGAGAUGAUCUGGAUAAUCUCAAAUUCGAAGGAGAGGCCCCUCCGGAGAGCUUCAUCGAAUAUAUUCGAACAGUCCGAAACCUAUCUCUUGGUCGCUCAUUCACACCCCCGAAGGAGAAACUGCCUGCUCUGCCACGCCCAGUCGCCGUGGGCAUGAACCGCAAAAAGGUCCAUGAGGUCACCAACUUUGCCGACUAUCUCGAUAGGCUGUCAGGGGAUCUUUCUGAGAAAUUCGGUGACGAAAUCACCCACUUUGUUGACUUUGGCAGUGGUCAGAAUUAUCUUGGUCGGGCAAUGGCAAGCGAACCAUAUAACCGAUAUGUGGUUGCCGUUGAAGGGCGUGAGAAUAACGUUACAGCAGCAAGAGGCCUCGAUAUGACUUCUGGUUUGGCCGUCAAGCCCAAGGUCAUGAGAAACAAGAAGCUGUGGAAUCAGAUCAUCGAAGCACGCGGCCCAGACGCACAAGAUGAUCCAGAGGCUUUGGCCAAGGCUAUCCGCGAAGUGGCAGGAGAUGAAGCAUUCGAGUUCAGGCCCACCAGAGAACUCGAAGCGGAAUACACGGCGGAAGAAGGCAAGGGGUUUGUCCAGUAUAUCUCGGGUCGUCUCGACAGCGGUGAUCUUGCCGACGUCAUUGCCCAAAUCGACAACGGGAGCAAAACAGAGGGCGAAAAGAAGGACUUGAGGUUGAUGGCAAUGUCAAUCCACUCCUGCGGAAACCUGUCGCACUUUGGAAUUCGCUCCCUGAUCCUCAACCCUAGCAUCCGGGCGGUGGCAAUUGUUGGAUGCUGCUACAACUUGAUGACCGAGAAGCUAGGACCGCCGACCUACAAGCAUGCUUUCUUGAGGCCGACUCUCCAGGCUGUCAACGGCCGGCUCGUCCGAGAAUCCGACAAGCAUGACCCGCAAGGGUUCCCCAUGAGCCAAAAGUUCUCGACAUAUGAAGGUGACGGCGUGCGACUGAACAUCACAGCACGCAUGAUGGCUUGCCAAGCACCCCAGAACUGGACCGAAAAGGAGAGCGCGGGAUUCUUCUCUCGGCACUUUUUCAGAGCAGUGUUGCAAAAGAUAUUCCUUGACCGGGGCGUGGUGACCAAGGUCCGGCAUUCUGACGCCCAAGGAGGACCUGAGGCAGAUGCUACUGUCGCCACCAAGAGCGACAGCGAGAGUCCUUUUGACAUCAGCACCAAUCCUGUCAUCAUUGGAUCCCUGCGGAAGAAUUGCUACGGUUCUUUCAAGGACUAUGUGCGCGGGGCUGUGCAGAAACUCACGACCAACAGCGACUUCAAACAGUAUGCAGACGUGAUGCGGGAGAAGAUGGGCGACAUCACAGACGAAGAGAUCGAGCGCUAUGAGGCCACGUACCUGCCACGAAAGAAGGAGUUGUGCGCUGUCUGGAGUCUAAUGGCGUUCAGCGCCAUGGCUGUCGAGUCUCUCAUCGUGUCGGACCGGUGGACGUUCCUCCGAGAACACGACGAUCUCGUCCGUCAUGCAUGGGUCGAGACAGUGUUUGACUACGAACAGAGCCCAAGAAACCUGGUCGUCGUUGGGGUCAAGCAAUAA